Messenger RNA from Letharia columbiana, 4134 nucleotides. RefSeq lists its product as uncharacterized. The record is from RefSeq and is a predicted model, not a curated record. Lineage: Eukaryota; Fungi; Ascomycota; Lecanoromycetes; Lecanorales; Parmeliaceae. The transcript has 2 exons. Gene Ontology annotation, biological process: regulation of GTPase activity. Bases 1 to 4134 code for a protein of 1377 amino acids.
AUGGAGGAGAGGGCCGAGAAUAGAAGGCGCGGUGGUAGCAAGCGCAAUUCGGGCAUAUUCGGGCAAGAGCAGACCGGACCACCCUCAAUACAACGGCGCACAAGCAAAAAAGCCUCCUCCAGAGACAGACAAGGACAGAUAUAUUCCGAUGAGUUUAAGGAAACGGUCGCGCGAGCUACUACUCCAGACCCAGGUCAAAUACAUCAUUCUGGGACUCCUCUUCCAACGUUGGCCUUCUCAUCUUCGAGAAGCGAUUCACCACAAAUUCCUCGGAGCCCAUAUCCUGCUUCCCACGCACCUACUCCCAAAGUACGUCCUCAGGUACCGAGCCAUUCUAGAAAUGGCAGCAAGGAAUCUACUAGCUCAAGACCGAGAACCCGGACUCUAGAGGAGCGUUACAGGGACAUAUCUCCUACGUCUAUGGUAUCAAAAGGCCGACGACGCGUCGGCUCGCUACAGUCACCUGGUCUCCAUGAAGGUGUCAAGGAUUCGUCUAUCGGCUUCCCUUCAAUCAUCCCUUCUCCACCGUUGGAAGAGCCACGGAUACGGCAUCGGGCCCUUAAACCAGUGCUGCGGCCACUAUCACCCAUUAGGAACCCAAUCGCUGCCAAGCCGGGUACACCGUUGUCCUCUUCUUCUACGGAUGCCAAAAAGAUACUGCAGCUCAUGAAGACCACAUGCGGAAGGAUGCAUGGUAUUCUCUCAUUUCGAACUUCAGCCACGAGCACAUGGGCCUCUGGAUACUGUGCUAUCAACGUAGCAACAGGUAGCUUAAUAUACCAGGCCAAAGGCAAGGUGUCUGAGAACAAAACCUUGAUCCCUGACCUCCGAGGAUGUCAAGUUCGGACUCUGUAUGACGCUGAUUCACGGUCCACUUUUCUCGAUGUAGCUACCCGGAGCACUAGUAUAGGUAUCCACUUACGUCCGCAUGUGCCUGAGACUUUUGACUCAUGGCUAGCUGCACUACUAUGUUGGCAGCCCAUUCGACCCAAGGGUGUCCGAGGCAAAAUGACGAAGCCACAAGAAGCACACAUCGCUGAACGUAAGCUUGGGGACAGCAAAAGGCGUUCUGGCAACUUCUCGACCAAAGAUGCGUCCAUCAUCAAAGUGGGUAAAAUGCUGAUGUGGGACAAGGAAGAUCGGGCAGGCAUCUCUUCGCCACCGCCUUUGCACAGAAGAGCAUCGACCUACAAGCAACUAAAGGCAAUGUCAAGCAAUUGGCGGAAGGUCUCGUGUACACUACAAGAGAAUGGGCACUUCAAGGUGAUCUCGGAAUCAGACUCGACUCUGAUGGCUUUUAUUCCGCUCUCUGCGCUCUCAAGGUGCGCUAUCCAACGACUAGAUCCAUCAGUACUGGACGAUGAGUUCUCGCUCGCCAUUUACCCUCAGUAUGCAUCAACAACCACCACUUUACCCACUAUGCAGACAGUCUAUCUGUCGAUGGAGUCUCGUGUUCUCUUUGAGGUUUGGCUUGUAUUACUCAGAGCCUUCACUGUUCCAGAACUUUACGGUCCUGAGACAAUACCCUUGGAGACCCCCUCCGACUCACUAGACACUGCGAUGGUAACACCUAAAACCACAAAUUCUGACAUGUUUCGUGUCGAGAGACUGCUAUCAUUACGGAUUAUAGAAGCCAAGUUGCAUUCUAGUCGGGACAAUUUCUCGCAUGGCCCGAUUUCACAACCGGGACAGCGGCCGUCAAGCAAAAUGGGAAUGGUCUCUGGCAACUACUAUGCCGAAGUCCAACUGGAUACGGAGUUGAGGGGCCGGACAGCCGUGAGGCCCGAGACAGGUAACCCGUUCUGGAGGGAGGAUUUCGAGUUUGUCGAUCUGCCUCCUGUCCUUUCAAAUGCGUCCAUAGAAGUCAAAACUCGCAAUCCAGGUCAAAAGGACUGGACUCUGGCCCACGCUCCCAUCGACCUCGAGCGUGGCGACAUCAACCCGCAUUCCAUUGAUGGCGAUAUCGAGGUUUCACCCUUGGAUAUGACAUACGGGAGACUGGACCUCAGACUUGAUGACCUUGAAAGGGCAACUGAUACGGAGAAAUGGUGGCCUAUCGUCAAUGAACAAGAGCAAGCUGUUGGUGAUAUACUCAUGAAGGUUCGAAUAGAAGAGUUGGUAGUACUUAUGAGCCAAGACUACGGGCCCAUGUUGGAUUUGUUGUGCCACUUUUCAAACGGUUUGACAAUUCAGAUCGCUCAAAUGGCCCACACUGAGCUACGACGAAUAUCGGAAAUUCUCCUGAAUAUCUUUCAGGUCCCCUUGGAAGCCAGUAACUGGCUCAAAUCGCUCGUCGAGGACGAGAUUGACAGUAUUCACAAAGAGACCCCGAUGUCCAAGUUUCGCUUCGGACGACGCAUUGCGUCGCACGAUUCCUACGAAUCAGGCGUCGAGCGUGAAGUGUUCCUUCGAGAUCUGGGGAAGAACGCAACGGUGGAAGCCAACCUGCUUUUUAGAGGCAACUCUCUUCUCACCAAAGCCCUCGAUCUACAUAUGCGCCGGCUUGGCAAAGAGUAUCUGGAAGAGACUUUGUGCGAGAAAAUGAGAGACAUUGACGAAAGCGACCCCGAAUGCGAGGUAGACCCGAAUCGCGUGAAGAACCCAGAAGACUUGUCGCGCAACUGGCGGAACUUGAUCGCUCUAACUGAGAACGUUUGGAAGUCCAUAGCGGGUUCGGCAAACCGUUGCCCUCCUGAGAUACGCCAUAUCAUGCGGCACAUCCGUGCCUGCGCUGAGGAUCGUUACGGAGACUUCUCCCGAACUGUCAGCUACAGUAGCGUGUCAGGCUUUCUCUUUCUUCGCUUCUUCUGUCCGGCAGUGCUCAAUCCCAAGCUGUUCGGCUUACUCAAAGAUCACGCCCGCCCUCGUGCUCAACGUACCCUCACACUGAUCACCAAGGCAUUGCAGACCCUUGCCAACAUGACUACCUUUGGUAGCAAAGAGCCUUGGAUGGAGCAAAUGAACGAGUUUCUGCAUGCUCAUCGUCCAGAGUUCAAGGACUUUGUGGACGAGAUUUGCUCCAUCAGUCCAGAGGCACGAACAUCUGCUAUUCCGCCUUCCUACGCUACGCCUAUCACAAUACUCAAGCGCUUGCCUGACACUAGUAAAGAGGGAUUCCCAAGCCUUCCCUACUUGAUUGAUCAGGCUAGAGAAUUUGCAGCGCUGAUAGACGUUUGGUUAGACGCGCGGCGCGAGAUAGACCCUAAUACCCCAAUGAGCGAAGAGCUGAGAAGAUUCGAUGACCUCUGCGAAGAGUCUCGUGAGAAGUCUAGACAAUGUCUUACUCGCGCUGAACAAGCCGAGCGACCAAGUGGCACUCUCGAGCCGAAGUGGGAAGAGUUGGUGGAGCAGAUGGAGCGGAAGGCGAGGUCUAGAGAAACGAACGAGCAAAGCUCACCCGACACACCAACUGUACCUGGUAGUAGCCAUACGGUGAACAGCAGCACGUCAAGCCUAGCAGACAGCUACUUUCACCGGAAUGCCGUUCCACGCAGCUCUCAAGGAGCUUCUAGGCUAGCAUUUGUCUCGAGUUCGCCCCAUUCUCCCAGAUCCCCAGAGGAUGAACCCCUUGACGAAUUAGGCUCAGAGAUGGACACACCUCCCGGUUCGUCCUCAAGCGUCUGGGAUCCUGGCGUCGUCUCUGAUUCGAACCUUCCUCCAAGGCCCUCGGAGAUCGACGACAUUGACGAAGAGGCGGAAUUAGGCAUAUCUUCGACUGACAUUGGCUCGAGCAUCUACAGCCUGACCCCAACCUCUAAACGCACGAGCACAAGCGGUACCCCCAAGUCCAUCCCACUCAUCACACCAGCUUAUGAUAAAAGACAUCCUGGGCCACGGAGCGCCUACAGUCUCCGCCGCUCCUCCGACAGGGCGGACAUUUCGAAAAUCGUUGGGCCAAGAGGUCCAGGGAGUGCUCACGGUUCGACAAAGAGUAGGCACAACGCGGCGCCUCUAGGCAGGAGUAUCUAUAGUCUCAAUACAUCUUCCACGAGUCAGCAGGCUAUCGAUCCUGUUGGGCCUCCCAAAAGUCCUGGUAGUAGAGAUGGCAACAUCUCGAGACUGAGAUUGGAUUUCGGGGGCGUCUUCAGGAAGAAAGGGAGAGAUAAGGAGAGGGAGGAAGGGAGGAGUGAUUGA